UUUUAAAAAAUCUUAAUGAAAGUAGAGGGAAGAAAGAGCCUUCGACCUGAAAAGGGGGAUAAGAAGCCUGUAGAGAAAGAGGUUACCAAACCCCUGAAGUCAGAGACGCAUUCCUCCCUCACCAAAGACGACAAAACCAUCAUGACGACUUCUAUCUUUUUUGUGGCCAUGUUCCUCUUGUUUUGGGAGGGACUGAAGGCCUGUCAGCUCCCCCAGGAUAACUGCCCCUCCGACUCCACAAGGAAGCUCACCCUGUCCAGCCCCGGGGGUGGGGCAGUGUACACCGAGUGUGGGGCUACGAUUGACAAGGCAGCGGCUAAAGAUGCUCCGACGGUCAAAUUUGAACAUGCAAGGGCUGAUGCGGUAUACACUCUGGUGAUGGCGGAUCCUGACGCUCCAUAUAAGGAUAAUCCGACCCAGAAAUACUGGCUCCACUGGCUAGUCACCAAUAUUAAGGGAGAUGAUUUAAUUAAUGGAAAUGUAAGAGGUGAUACUGUAAUGGAAUACAACCCUCCCACUCCCCCGAAGCCCCACCCUGGGAGCAGUAACCCCCACAGGUACAUAUUUUACCUCCUGGAGCAGAGCGGGGACCCGGACACCUCCCUAGUUAACAGUCAGUGGAGGGGGAAGUUCAGACUGGAGGAUUUUAUAUCUGUCAAUGGCUGUAAGAUCGUGGCGUCCUUCCAGUACACAACAAAUUACUGAAGUUACCAUAAAUUUACAAAAUAAAGUUACUUUUUUCUUGUGUUACUAAAUCCCCUGCUUACAAACAGGCUGGGAUAUUAAUAACAUAAGAAGUAAUUUAAUUCUCUAUAUGCAAGUUACAUGUAUUUGUUUUUGAAAAAUGGCUUUAAUAAAUAUGAAUUGUUAA
Messenger RNA from Saccostrea cuccullata (small rock oyster), 871 nucleotides. Its product is annotated as phosphatidylethanolamine-binding protein 4-like. Bases 16 to 705 code for a protein of 229 amino acids. Lineage: Eukaryota; Metazoa; Mollusca; Bivalvia; Ostreida; Ostreidae. The transcript is spliced from 6 exons. The record is from RefSeq and is a predicted model, not a curated record.